AUGUCUGAAUCACCCGAAGCACCGGCAUCUGCUCCACAGGAGCAUGUGAGUGGCUCACCCAGCCAUGCUUCCUCAAACAUCGAGACAGAAGCCAACAAUGACAUUGACACCGAGAACGACCAGGCGAAAAAGAAUGAACGACACCAAACAACCGAAGAAUCAGAGACCGGCGCGUCCAAUUCGCGAAUUGGAGAGUCUGAACAUGCCGAACUGACAUCCGCGCCAGCACUCCCCGAUGAAGUCCCACCACCACUUCCUGCCGAGGCUCCACCCGCAGUCGAGGACGAUGGAUGGGAACCUGCAUGGGAUGUCACCUCUCAGGCAUAUUACUUUUACAAUCGCUUCACUGGAGUCUCCCAGUGGGAAAACCCUCGUGUACCACAGGCCACAGUGGUCCCAGCAGCACCAGGCACAGAAAAGAGCAACCAAUUUGUAGCUCCUAAGAAGGAACCAAUUAUUGGUGGCUACAAUCCUGCCAUCCACGGCGAUUAUGAUCCCACCGCCCCAUAUGCGCAAUACCACGAACAGCCAGCACAGCCCACGAGCGCAGCAGCUUUCGACCCCAACGCAGCAUAUGCAGCUACCGGCACAUUCAAUCGCUUCACUGGACGAUGGCAAGCCGAAUCAAUCAAUCCGGAAAACCAUAAUGAUGAGAACAAGUCUCGACGACAGAUGAACGCUUUCUUCGACGUCGACGCUGCCGCAAACAGUCAUGACGGUCGCAGCUUGCGCGCGGAACGCAGCGCCAAAAAGUUGACACCGCAAGAGCUGAAGCAGUACAAAGAGAAGCGUCGUGCAAAGAAGGAAGAAAAGAGGCGAGCUUGGCUCAGAGAUUAG
Molecule: messenger RNA, 837 nt
Organism: Penicillium vulpinum
Lineage: Eukaryota; Fungi; Ascomycota; Eurotiomycetes; Eurotiales; Aspergillaceae
Product: WW domain-containing protein
Exons: 1
Coding region: 1-837 (278 amino acids)
Molecular function (GO): protein binding
Source: RefSeq, a predicted model, not a curated record